UUCUGACGGUCUGUGAGUGCGCAUCCCGUUACCGAGGCCGUACCGUCGUUCUGCCCAGUCUCGUCUCGCCCAAAGCGAACUAGUGUUCGUACUAUUGCGUGAAAGUGUCCUCGCAACAAGCAACAAGUGUACACAGUCGGCGCACAGAAACCAUCCCCUAGCUGGUGCCGCAAGCAUUUCAUUUUCAUUUUCUGCUACUAAGGCUAAUGAAUUAAAUGCAACCAGCUGGGAAAGUGUUCGUCAUUGGGCAGGGAACGCAGUCGCUCGUUAGGGUACCGUGCAACUUCCGUGCGGGUGAUAUCAUCAUGUAAAAUUCGUUCGAAACGGUGUGUUGACCGUGGUACAAGGGAACACGGUGAUCCCACGUACAUCCAUUAAAACGUUACCCAAACUGCCCGAUUUGGAUGUGUGUUCGUUUGACGUUCUUGGGAAAAGCAGUGAUACAGACAACACAGUCCACUCCAACCAUCGAAAAGGGAGUGCAAUUCUCGCGAAGGUGGAACAAUUCACCCCACAGCACGAUAGAUUUUGAUUAAUGGGCCACCGUUCAAUAGAAGCCAGCAACACCCAUCACAGCGUUUAAGUGGAAGAGACAACGAACCGACAACGGGCGGUGAUAAAGAUGAAAUAAUUUGAGAGCUGUAUGAGGAUAGUAUUGUACUGAACGUGUCCGAGGGAAAUACACUCUAGCAGCACCAUCAACGAACCACCGGUACGACCAGCUGGUUCUACCUCUCGUACCAACAACACACACAGACACACGCCUCCGUUUAAAAGUGGCGCCUAAAACGCACCUAGCAACGCCGCGCGAAAUGGAGGGCGAGGUCAGCGUGCUGCUGGUCAUUACCGUGAUCAUCGGCACGAUCCUGAUGACCUCGCUGCUGGCCUGCUACAUCUGCGUGUUCCGGCAGCUGUGCUGCUCGCGCGAUAUGGACCUCGACCGGAGCUACAGUACGCGCGGCUCGAAGCGCACGUUGCGCGACAGCACCAACCUGGCGGAGAUCACCAACAUCACCAGCCAGCAGACGGAGAUCGAGAAGGUUUAGCUAAGGGCGGGCGAAGAGGCCAUCACUUCGCUCUAGAACUUCGCCCGCCAGACAGAGCCUUCGACUGAAACCAACCGAAAAAAAACCAUGAUUUCACGUCACACGUUGGCUGUGUUGUACAUGUAGAUCAUCUUGUAAAUAGUGCUUCUCACAUCCGGCCUUUCCCUCCCUUCCAUCCCCCUCCACGUGUACCACAUCUCUGUAAGACCCGUCCGUAGUAGCUACGUUUAAGAAGUUCCCAAGACGAGAUUGUUUCUUUGAAGGGAUGCGAUGGAACCAAAAUUCUAGUCAGUAUUAGUUAGCUCUUCCGUCUGUGCAAUGAAAUUAAACUUCCAAUGAUCCGAAGAAUAAACAGCAAAGUUUCUGUUGUGUGUAACUUGUACAAAAACGAAUGCUCCACAAUCGGUCGAUGUUUGUAUACGUGUGAAUUCGUGCAUGUUGGUGUGUGUUUUUAUAGUUCUAGCAAGCAAACACUGUAAAGGUCACUGUAAAGGCAAAUAAACAUGUUAAAAUGUAUCUGUU
This is a messenger RNA of Anopheles arabiensis, 1568 nucleotides long. RefSeq lists its product as uncharacterized. The transcript is spliced from 2 exons. The record is from RefSeq and is a predicted model, not a curated record. Lineage: Eukaryota; Metazoa; Arthropoda; Insecta; Diptera; Culicidae. The coding region runs from base 813 to 1046 and encodes 77 amino acids.